This is a messenger RNA of Penicillium daleae, 1110 nucleotides long. Its product is annotated as acyl-CoA thioesterase. Gene Ontology annotation, molecular function: fatty acyl-CoA hydrolase activity. Gene Ontology annotation, biological process: acyl-CoA metabolic process; fatty acid catabolic process. The record is from RefSeq and is a predicted model, not a curated record. Gene Ontology annotation, cellular component: peroxisomal matrix. Bases 1 to 1110 code for a protein of 369 amino acids. The transcript has 2 exons. Lineage: Eukaryota; Fungi; Ascomycota; Eurotiomycetes; Eurotiales; Aspergillaceae.
AUGUCAUCUACUGGACGGGCAGAAGAUGACUGGGAGGAAUUAACAACCCCGCUUUCCUUUGUGGGGUUGAUGGCGUUAGAACGCCUCGAGGAUACAGCGCAAUCGCAUCCUGGCUCCAAUGAACCGGAGAGAAUUGAGCGAUUCCGCUCGCUUGCUGCGCCAUUUCCUCCUGGAGAAGGGAACAGAUCAUUUGGUGGACAUGUAUAUGCCCAGUCCGCAUACGCGGCAUCUAAAACUGUUGAAAAGGGGUUUGUUGUUCAUGACAUGACCGGCACAUUCAUUGUCGGCGGGCGGCUGGAUAUUCCAUACGUAUAUACUGUCCGGCAUGUUCGCGACGGCUUCAUGUAUUGCACUCGAGCGGUUGAUGCUCGCCAGGAUGGAAAGAUCUGCUUUUCGUGUCUAUGCUCAUUCAAGCGAGAUGAAAAUGAAAAAACUUUCCAUCACCAACCUCCAGCUGCGCAGGGACGGUUCCGCGAAAUUCUUUCCGGGAAGCGACCAGAAGAUCAACCUGUUAGUCCUAGUGUUGAUGCAGACUGGUGGAUCGAAGCCGUGAAGCAAGGGAACGUCGAGGAGCGAGAGUUCCCGGGGCUCGAUGUUCGCAAAGUCGAUAUGAAGGAUUAUAAUCAGUCUAAAUUGAUCCAAGAUCGGCCGGAGAAGUAUCGCCAAUUGACGCAAUAUUGCCUCAAGGGAUCACCGGACGAAGACCCGAACGCAACCCUUGCCCAGAUCAAAGAGCGAGAAGCCGAGGGAAAAUACGAUAAUCUUUAUGCCUGCGCGCAUAUGUACUCGAGUGAUAGAAACUCCCUUCUUUUGAUCCCCCGAGCCCUUGGCAUCAAAUACUGGACCGAAAUGGCCAGUCUCACCCUGACUGUGAUUAUCCAUCAACAUGGUCAGGCAUUGAGGAUGAUUAAUUGGGAUGCCACACGCGGUGAUCAUCUCGCUGAUGUGGCCAUGAAAUGGUUUAUCCAGGAAGGCUGGACACCGCAGUCGGCGGAGAACAGAGCUGUGCAUGAAAGUCAUCUGUGGAGUCCAGAUGGCACCUUGAUUGCCACAUCAUUGCAGGACAGCAUGCUUCGAUUGAGGAAGCUUGGACGUACGGGGAACCUAUGA